This is a messenger RNA of Ceutorhynchus assimilis (cabbage seed weevil), 2568 nucleotides long. The record is from the annotation of a GenBank genome assembly. NCBI's taxonomy places the organism in Eukaryota, Metazoa, Arthropoda, Insecta, Coleoptera, Curculionidae.
GAAACAUCGAAACGCGCUGCGUCAAUUUUAAAACGAGUACGAGAGCUAGAAAACGCUCACUCGCGGCUACAACCCGAACCUCUAUCUAUAUACCUUACACUUGCCCUGGACUCAAUAUUUUUUAGUGGCGUUUUUGUGCUGAUUUAAAAAUUAAGUAAUGCUUCAUUAAUUUUAAUUUAUUUUCAAGUUAAAUAUUGCUGCAAUAAUGAAUGAGGAAUUUAUCGGGAAUGUGUAUGCGGGACAAAAAGUUCUGGAUAUUGAGUUUGAAAAUGUUUGGUUAACUGUGAAAGAUGGAAAAGGUUACAAGAAGAUUAUCAAAGGAGUUACAGGAAAAUUCAAAUCUGGAGAACUAACAGCGAUUAUGGGUCCUUCGGGAGCUGGAAAAACGUCACUAUUAAAUAUUUUGACUGGAUAUCAGAAAUCGGGUGUAGAAGGUGUAAUCAAAUGCAAAAACGGCAAGAAAACAAAAACAGGAGCUAGUCAAUACAAAAAGGACUCUUGCUACAUAUUACAAGACGAUCAGCUAUUGCUCUAUUUUUCCGUUUACGAAAUCAUGUUUUCCACUACGCAACUGAAAAUUGACGGAAUGUCUAGAGAAAAAAUGGAUUGUUUGAUAGAUGAUAUUUUGAGCACACUGGGCCUGUCCAAACUGAAAAAUACUCUUUGUGGAAGUUUAUCUGGAGGACAAAAAAAACGUCUUUCCAUAGCCUUGGAAAUGAUUGACGAUCCACAGAUUCUGUUUUUGGACGAACCCACAACUGGCUUAGACAGUAGUUCAUCCAAUCAAUGCAUUCAAAUGCUGAAAUCCUUAGCCCAACGAGGUCGUACGAUUAUUUGCACGAUCCAUCAGCCCAGUGCGUCCCUGUACGAGACUUUCAGUCAAGUUUACGUUAUGGCCAAAGGAAAAUGCGUUUACAUGGGCGUACCGCAAAAUACCGUACCUUAUCUUGCUGCUCAGGGAUUUGUGUGUCCGAAAUAUCAUAAUCCGGCGGAUUUUUUACUAGAAGUUACCAAUGACGAAUACGGAGAUUGUGUGGAUCGAUUAGCAAUAGCUGCCAAAGAAACGGAUUGGACCAACAGUAUUACUACCAAAAAUGAUGGUCAAUAUAAAGACAAAAAACUGGAAAUUACCAGAGCCAACAGCUACUGUCCAGAAAAUAGAAAGAGCCGCAAAACACCCUCAGAAUGGAAAAGAUUUCGAAUUUUAUUUAAAAAACAAAUAGUUUACCACUAUAGAGACUGGACGGUGGCAAAAUUAAAAAUCAUAAUUCACUUUCUGGUGGGCCUAUUUUUGGGUAUUACUUUCCAAAAGUCCGGCUACGACGCUUCCAAAACCAUCCAGAACGUGUCGUUUUUUAUCAUAAGUAUCGUUUAUAUUAGUUAUACAGCCCUAAUGCCUGCAGCUUUAAGAUUUCCCCAGGAAAUGCGAAUAAUUAAAAAAGAACAUUUUAAUCGAUGGUACAAACUGGGCACGUUUUAUGCAGCGUUUCUGGCUGCCGACAUGCCGAUGCAGGUUCUAUUCACAAUGUCGUACACUGUCGGCUCUUAUGUGAUCAGCUCGCAACCAAUGGAAGCCAGUAGAUUUUUCAUGGUACUGCUGGUACUAAGUUUAGUGGGCCUUGUCGCAGCCGGUAUAGGCAUUAUGUAUGGGGCUUUGGUAAAUCCUGUGAAUGGUACAUUUUUGGGAGCAAUAACAACAGUAAUCCAACUGAGCGUGGCCGGUUUCCUUUGUUUCUUCCCUCACAUGAACGGCGUGCUCUAUUUUGUCUCCAAUUUCUCCUACAUGGCCUUCUCCUUAGAGGGACUGCUACAAGCCGUGUACGGCUUCAACAGGGAGAGUUUAAUUUGUCCAGAGGAAGAGGAUUUUUGCUUGUACACGAACCCGAAAGCACUACUUGCUGAAAUCGGAAUGAAUCAGGCGUCUUAUUGGGUCGAUGUAGGAUGGGUCGUGGUCAAUUUAAUUGUGUUUAGGGCUUUGGCUUUUUGUAGUUUGAAGUUUAAAAUUGGAAGUCUAUGAUUUCUGGAAAUAUUUUAAUUUGAUUUAAAUUCAAUAAUUAUCCUGUCAAUGUCUUAUGUUUCCACUGAAAAUCAACCUGAGAAUGGUGAACUGACUAAGUUAAGUUGAUCAAAAGCUGAUAAAAAUGGAACUGUCCUAUGCAUUCAAUAAUACUUUUUCCUGGAACUUUGAGCAUUCUAUAGCAAAUAGUUAAUUUUUAUUAUAUACUUAGUCCAUUUCAUUGUCGAUAUUAGUGUUAGAUUUUUGUGUAUGGGUAUAAUAUGUUAGGUAGAUACUGUGGUGUAUGAAACAAUUUCUUGCCUUUUUUAGUAAUAAGUAUUAAUGAAACUCUUUGAAUAGGUUCUAUUUUAAGAUGACAAAUACAUAUUUUUUUAGUUUUAUUUUUUUUUUGUUCAAUUCAAUCUUAAAUUGCAAUGGUAUCCCUACUUUCAUCUUUAAAAUCAUCAUUUUAAAGGAUUAUGGAAAAUGGGUCAAUUAUAAAGAAGCAUUUUUCUUCAUCGAGUCUUGUGACUUGCAUGAAAAGUUUAAGGGGAAUAAACUCUGUAGCUGAA